Molecule: messenger RNA, 686 nt
Organism: Syzygium oleosum
Lineage: Eukaryota; Viridiplantae; Streptophyta; Magnoliopsida; Myrtales; Myrtaceae
Product: upstream activation factor subunit UAF30
Exons: 2
Coding region: 136-483 (115 amino acids)
Cellular component (GO): nucleus
Source: RefSeq, a predicted model, not a curated record
AAUGAGCGAUUAACAAGUGCGUAAUAUUCCUAAUCACCUCGAGCGUGACCGGGACAUAUAGGAUAGAUCGCAAAUCGCACGGCAGGAUCGGAAAACCGAAGAAAGGAGCUGGGAGCUAUCAAAAGCAGAGCAGACAUGGCGGUCGCGAGGAUAUUGGCGUCGGCGGCGAAGGGGGGCAGCGCCAAAUUCCGUCCUACCUCCGGGGGAUUGGCACGGGCCAAGGAUCUGUCAAAGGGAAAAGAAGCGCAGCAACCGUCGGCUUCCUCGGAGCUGGGCAAGUUCAUGGGCAUCCCCGAGGUUUCUCGAUCCGAAACUGCUGUCCUGGUCUCCCGGUUCAUUAAGCUCCACACCCGCCAGAAUCCUGGAAUCAAGAAGGACCUUCUUUGCGAAGAGAAGUUAAAGAGCAUCUUGGAAGGGAAAGACAGGGUGGGUAUCUCGGAGAUUGUUAAACUGCUAUCGUCACAACCUGUCAGAGUGCAAUGAUUGCUUCCUCGGCCUGGUUAGAUUGUUCUACGUCGAUGUCUGGUCAAUGUGAUUGUUACUUUGUAGACUGCUUGAGAUAUGAAAAGGGGGUUGAAUUGCAUCUUUGCUGGGGGUUAGACAGCUUCAAUUACUAGCUCAUUGCUUGUCUAAGCAUUUUGAGUUCGGUUGCUCUAGUCAUGGCAAUGCUAACAUUCAUUUGCUAA